AACCCCUACAAAUGAGUACAUUGGUCAGUGUGGCAGGAGCCCUUCUAGUGAUUUUCCUGCUGUUCAUUUGCGUCUGCGUAUACGCAAUUAGAGCAGAAAAAUGCUGCUUUGCCCGAAAGGGCGACUUCAAACCAUCAGAAAUAGAUGGGCAAAAAAUCGACAUAGAAAAAACAGCUACCGGUCCCGGUGGCAUUCCUGCUGACGCCAUCUACACAACGACGCCCCGAAACAUGCACAAUCCGCAGCAUCACGGAGGCAGCCCGGAGGCCAUGAAGCAUCAACAACCCACCACACUUACAUACAAUGGUAGAAGUAGCGUAGGAGAGUCGAAACCAAAGGCAGAGAACCUCUACUGUGGUCUCGACACACAAAGAGACAGGCCAAAGAACCGUGUCUUGUCGGCCGAUUUCUUCGAAUCAGACAAUGACACAGACAGUUAUCGUCAAGACAAAUACCAUAGUUUUAGUCGGUACACAACUCCAAAAUCAAAAGACAACUGGUCGUAUGCUUCCACACUCGCGAUGGGUUCUCACAGAAAUUCACUACCUAUGGAUAACAAAUACAUCAAGCGAUCUGUAAAUAAAAAAUUACACAAAAAAGACAGACCCAGGCCAAAGCCUUUGCAAUUCGAGCACGAGAAAUAUUACGACCAUGUUUUCCCAAAGAGGGAUGGUAGAAACAGCACUGAUUUUUUCUACCAACCCAGUAGUUUUAAUCAUGCAGAACUGUAAAUACUCAGAUGUGUUGAUUGAAAAUUCAGGUGAGAUUUCUCUUCAAAUCGACUAUUUUGUUAGCGUCCCAGUUUUCCUCAACUUGAUGUGCUUGAUGUAAGACACUUUAUUGGUACAUGAUAUAUCAGUGAGAUUUAUUUCCUACUUGUAUCGAAGUUUUUUCACUUAAAAAAAUCACAUGGAUGUCAUAACCUACCAGAGCUUGGAUCGAUAUCAAAACUGUUUGUUGACAGAGUAAAAAUAUAGAGAGAGAAAAAGCCUGUUUUAAUGAAUUCUUCCAUCGAAAAUAUAUAUAGCAGUCACUAAUUAACAACAUUAGGUACUGAAAAUAUCAGGCAGGAUAAUUCAAAUUGAAAUUGAAUAUUUUUUUGAAAUCACGAAAGUAUUGCUUGUUUUUCCAAUCGUUAUUGUAUCAUGAUAUUUGUUAUGCUUAUUAUAUUUCCUUCAUAGAUAUCCUAUCCUUAACUGAUUCUACAUGUUUUUAUGCUCCUAGAUACCAUCAUUAUUUGUAACUGUGUUCACAGGAAGUGAGAAUUUUCUUUUUCGAUACGGAAGAACAUGGUUUCCAAUGAAAAUUGAUUUUGCUCUCAUAGAUGAACUUUUGGAUUUCUGGAAACCUAUUGAUUUUAAUCGUAUCAUUAUCAAAAUCAAAUUAACUUGCUUCCUCAGAGAUCUGAUAUAAAAACCUGUGAAUUCUUAGAAUCAAUGAAAUUGCAUACUGAAACUUGCUACAACAGGUUAUAUGAGCCAAAGUUAAAGGAUGAUCAAAUUAUCUAAAGAACAAUUCUCUUAUUAGGUAGUGGGCUAUGUUUGAAGACAGGCAGUAAACAAAUACAAAGAAAUGAACUUUAAAUGUUCAAGCCAGCCUCGGAUAUAUCUACACAGUAGGUUGUAUGGACUGACGCCCAUCAGACAACAACUACUCUGCUAGCUAAUACCACGAACUACGUUGAAUUAUAUCAGACAGGCGUCAGUGCA
Molecule: messenger RNA, 1709 nt
Organism: Leptinotarsa decemlineata (Colorado potato beetle)
Lineage: Eukaryota; Metazoa; Arthropoda; Insecta; Coleoptera; Chrysomelidae
Product: kin of IRRE-like protein 1
Biological process (GO): cell-cell adhesion
Cellular component (GO): plasma membrane; cell-cell junction
Molecular function (GO): cell adhesion molecule binding
Source: RefSeq, a predicted model, not a curated record